Molecule: messenger RNA, 3561 nt
Organism: Dendronephthya gigantea
Lineage: Eukaryota; Metazoa; Cnidaria; Anthozoa; Malacalcyonacea; Nephtheidae
Exons: 1
Coding region: 10-3561 (1183 amino acids)
Biological process (GO): DNA integration
Molecular function (GO): nucleic acid binding
Source: RefSeq, a predicted model, not a curated record
GAGGUACAUAUGGAUGAUCACUCCACGAAAACCCAAUUACCCAUCCACGUCAUCCUCGGAAGCGGCGACUAUGCCCGAAUAAAGACAGCUACGAAGCCUCUCAUCGGGAGAGAAGGAGAUCCAGUGGCAGAGAGAACUAAGCUUGGAUGGAUGAUUCUAAGUCCUGGGACCGAGUUCGAGAAAACGAAGAUGCUCAUGACGCAGACCUCACAAGUAGACUUCGACAAGCUAUGCCGUCUGGACGUACUUGGUAUCGCAGACAGUGCAGAAAACGAUCAGCUUCCUGUGUACCAGGAAUUCCAGGAACAGCUCGAGCGAAGUUCUGAGGGAUGGUAUGAAACGGGGCUCCCGUGGAAACCAAAUCACCCCCCGCUGCCUGCCAAUGAAAUGGGGAGUCGACGACGAUUGGAGAAUUUGGUAAAGCGACUAAAAUCCAGUGGUCGGUACGACGAUUACAACGACGUCAUAAAGCAGCAGUUGGAGGACGGAGUGGUCGAGUUAGCUCCAUCAGUAGCGAGUGACAGGGAAUUCUACAUCCCCCACAAAGCGGUCGUCAAGAACUCCGCAGAAACGACUAAGCUUCGGAUCGUGUAUGACGCGUCAGCGAGGGAAUCCAAGACGUCGCCGUCUCUGAAUGAUUGCCUGAACCCAGGUCCCUGUUUGCAAAAUCUUCUCUGGUCGAUUCUUGUUCGAUCUCGAUUCCUUCCAAUCCUGGUCACGGGUGAUCUCCAAAAAGCGUUCCUACAGGUUAGGAUUAAAGAAUCCGAGCGUGAUGCACUCAGGUUUCAUUGGAAACCGCCGGGAAGUGAUGACACAAUUGUAUACCGGUUCACGAGAGCGUUGUUUGGGCUAACGAGUUCUCCCUUCCUACUAAACGGUGUGUUGAGUGUUCAUUUGAAGUCGUGGGAAACGAAGUGCCCUGCCCUAGUUGAAGAGAUACGUAAGAACCUCUACGUUGAUGAUCUUAUGACGGGGGGAGCAACGAUUUCUACGGUAAAGGAAAAGAAGAAGAGAGCCAGUGAAAUCUUCGAAGACGCCAAAUUCAGAUUGCACAAAUGGCACUCGAAUGUGAAAGAACUUGAGAGCCCAUCAACGAAUGACGACGAAGUCACGUUCGCAAAGCAAGAGCUCGGUGAUGAGAAACCGCAGACCAAACUUCUGGGCCUCCCAUGGGACAAGUCGACAGACCGAGUAGGUGUUACGCUCAGUUGUGGGGAACAUGGGACGACCAAAAGAAGUGCGUUAUCCCAACUUGCGAGAGUAUACGACCCACUCGGAUUGGUAUCGCCAAUGACGUUGCAGGGAAAGAACCUUUUUCGAGAGAUGUGCGAGGCUCGUCUUCCCUGGGACGGUGAACUGCCUGAGACAACGAAACAACGCUGGGAGGAGUGGUGCAAAGGACUGCCUCGAAGCUACGAAGUUCCGCGUUCCUUAGCUCCGCAUCAAGAGCCAGUGUCAGCCAUCACACUACAUGCCUUUGGCGACGCGAGUAAGGUCGGAGUGUCGGCCGUGGUCUACGCGGUUGUGGAGCAGGAACAUGGAACAACACAAGGCUUGGUGUGCGCCAAGUCACGAGUGGCGAAGCGUGAUCUCUCCAUACCUCGUCUAGAGCUCGUCGCUGGACAUAUGGCAGUUAAUUUGGUGUCGAACGUAGAAAGUGCAAUAGAUCAGCGAGCCGUAUCGUCUGUCCAUUGUUGGUUAGAUUCCACAGUAGCGCUCUACUGGAUUAACGGUCAAGGCGAAUAUCGCCAGUUCGUUGCAAACCGAGUGGCCAAGAUUCAAGCACAUACACGAGUGGAAUGGCAUCAUGUACCGACGAAACAGAAUCCCGCAGACGUGGGUAGUCGUGGUGGAAGUGUCGUUGGAAACGAACUGUGGAGUAAUGGGCCCCAAUGGUUAAAAGAUCCUACCAAAUGGCCGCCAAAACAAGUGCUCGAAGCUACGCGAGAGGUGAAAGAGAUAAAACCGACGAAGAAUCCACAAGCCUUGACGACGGUGAGACGACCAAUAAGCCCCGAUAGCCUUGAAGGACUGCUCAUCAAGUUUUCCCUGCGGAAAGUGCUUAGAAUUUGCGCCUGGAUCAAUCGGUUCGUGAAGAAUUGUAUGGUGACCCGUAAAAACCGGAAAAUGGGACCGCUAGUGUCAGAAGAGAUCGAAGAUAGCGAGUUGUGGUGGAUAAGAAGAGCGCAAAGUGAAGUCAAGGAGGGUCCAGAGUUCAAGGAUAUACGGCUACAAUUGAACAUACAGCUUAAUGAAAGCGGAAUUCUCGAAUGUCGCGGUCGGAUUGACGGAGAUUACCCCAUGUACCUACCCCGUAAUUCCACCUUCACGAAAAAGGUAAUCGAACGAGCGCAUCUGGCAACACUCCAUGGUGGGGUCGCUAUGACCAUGGCGAAAGUACGUGAACGGUUUUGGAUACCAAAGUUGAGACGGUUGGUGAAACAAGUGCGAAAGGCUUGCCACGGGUGCGUAAGAUUUCGAGCUCGAGCGUAUGAGAAGCCACCACCUGGUAAGUUGCCAACAACAAGGACGCAAGGGUCAACACCGUUUCAAGUAGUUGGGGUGGAUUUCGCGGGACCAAUACGAUACCGUACAAAAGCAAAGGCGGAGAGAAAGGCGUACCUUGCGCUAUAUGGGUGCAGUUUAACGCGAGCAGUACAUCUCGAGAUCCUGCGUUCAAUGGAAGUAGCAGAAUUCAUACCGAGCUUGAAAAGAUUGAUCGCGAGACGUGGUCGGCCAAAGAUCAUAUACUCUGACAACGCCAAAACCUUUAAGGCCGCUGACAAGUGGUUGAAGCAAUCACGAAAGGAUGAGAAAUUUCAUGCAUUCCUGGCUGAUAACGCAAUCGAAUGGAGGUUCAAUCUCAGUCGUGCACCGUGGUGGGGAGGCCAAUUCGAGCGUCUUAUUGGCCUGUUCAAACAAGCGUUCUACAAAACGAUCGGCAAUGGAAUACUGACAUUGGAGGAGUUAGAAGAAGUGGUCUUGGACGUCGAGAUUGCUCUCAACAAUCGGCCGUUGACCUACCUCGAGGACGACAUUCAAUUACCAGUAAUAACCCCAUGCUCAAUGCUGAGCAUUAACCCCAAUGUCCUACCAGAAGUCGACGCCCACCAUCUGGGAGAUAGUGAAUUGCGCAAAAGAGCCAGGUUUUUACGAAGGUGUAAAGAAGCGAUGUGGAAUCGUUGGACGAAAGAAUACGUCCGCAGUCUGCGCGAACGGCACAAACAACGAGUCAGUGGACAGAAAUCCUACCCAAAGAUCGGCGAAGUUGUCAUGAUUAAAGACGAAGACAAAAGACGUAACGUGUGGAAACUCGGAGUCGUGUGCGGCGUGAUUGAGGGAAAGGAUAACGUAGUACGGGGAGUUAGAGUACGGACUCCGAACGGCGACCUCGAGCGAGCAGUCCAGCAUAUCUACCCGUUGGAGUUGUCCUGCGACAGAAAGAAGUGGAGCCCUAACCCCGAAGCACCAAUCUUUACCCCUCGCCCCACCCGAGACGCAGCAGUAGCAGCGAAGAUGCGGUUGAAGCAAGACGCAGAAGUGGAAGAAGACUGCCAAUGA